Vespa velutina is the source of this 893-nucleotide messenger RNA. RefSeq lists its product as uncharacterized. Bases 55 to 705 code for a protein of 216 amino acids. The transcript has 2 exons. Lineage: Eukaryota; Metazoa; Arthropoda; Insecta; Hymenoptera; Vespidae. The record is from RefSeq and is a predicted model, not a curated record.
UUCUUGUCAAACUAUUACUAAGUUUUACAAAGUAGAUCAGAUAGUAUUAUCACAAUGAAAUUUGCAGUAGCUCUGAUUGCAAUUUUGGCUACGGCCAAUGCCUGGACAGUACCUAAUCUUGGUAAAGGUGACCUUUACAAGGAUCUACAAGAGUUCGUAGAUUUGAUCCCCAUCGAAAAAAUCCAGAAGCUUCUUCUGCAAUAUGCCGCCGAAGAUGCUGAAAUACAAAGAGGUUUGACAUAUGUGAAGUCCGAUGAGUUCAAAUCAUUGGUUAAACAAGUUGAUGCCAUGCCUGAUUAUAUCAACCUGUUGAACUAUAUAUAUGGCGCUGGUGUCGAUAUUUACUAUCUUGUAAACCUUCUCCACGAUUAUAUGGAAAUUCCUAAAUUGAUACCACCACAAGGUUUUUCCGAGUACGGUAUUACUGGUGGAUACAAGGGUCUCAUCGAGGAUGCCAAGAAAUUCAUGCCCAAAGACAAAAUUAAGGCUCUUUAUUAUCAAAAACUCCAAACCUCUCCAUCCUUCAAAGAACUCAUCGAUCAUUUCAAAUCUCCCGAAUUCCAAAAACUCGUUCACAACAUAUAUACUAAUCCUCAACUCCAAUACAUAGUGAAAAGGGCCAAGGAAUCUGGUCUUGAUCUCGAAAGCGUAAGAAAAUUCUUCCACGUCAUUCUUGGCAUCGACUUUCCACUCUUCUACUAUUAAAAAUCUAUAUAGAAAAGAUUAAUUUGAUAUUAUAUCUUGUAUCGUUUAAUUUUCUCACGUUAAAAUUUAUUAGAGAAUCUUAACGAUCCAAAAUCGAUACAACCCACCUAAUAGAUCUAAUAAUUCGAUUUGUUACUUAAUAUUCCCCAAGAAACUAAAACCAAUAAAUUAUUCAAUUUUUUAAUAGA